GGCGUAACCUCAGUGGUUCUCUCUGGCUGAGUACUGAGGUAUUCUGCCAUCGCGUCGAGGCGCAAGAAGGUUCCAGAUAAAAGCUAACCUGUUAUUGGAUCGAGACCCUGUAACUCCGGUUCGAGUAUCAGUCCUUCACUGCUCCGUGUGACGACUAGCGUUGUGUUUAUGUCUUUAUUUUACGGAAACGAGCUGUUGCGCAGCUGUUGGAACGCGAGCGGUGUAAACCUAGACCUCGAGCAAGGAUCUUGUAGCCACUGUGGCAAAAUCUUUUUCAUGUCAGAGACCGAGCACGCUUUCAGUUGUUUAUGUCAUCCCGUCUUCUCAAGACAGAAAAUACCCAAAAAUCCUUAUCCGAGAUCUUUUUGUCUUGCUGAUAGUACCACAGGCUAUUCAAAAUGUCUGUCAACGUCAACCGCAAUGUGUUGGAUCAGUUCUAUCGCUACAAGAUGCCCCGUCUGAUUGCCAAGGUGGAGGGCAAAGGAAAUGGAAUCAAGACUGUCAUUGUCAACAUGGUUGAUGUGGCAAAGGCACUAAAUCGGCCUCCAACAUAUCCAACCAAGUUUUUUGGCUGUGAGCUAGGGGCGCAGACCCAGUUCGACUCGAAGAAUGAUCGCUACAUUGUGAACGGCUCCCAUGAAGCCAAUAAACUACAGGACAUGCUGGAUGGAUUUAUUCGCAAGUUUGUGUUGUGUCCUGAGUGUGACAAUCCCGAGACUGACCUACAUGUUAAUCCAAAGAAACAGACCAUUGGAAAUUCUUGUAAGGCCUGUGGGUAUCGGGGCAUGCUUGACACUCGCCACAAACUCUGCACUUUUAUUCUUAAAAAUCCACCAGAGAGUGACAGCGGAUCUGUGAAGAAGGAGAAGGAAAAGAAGAAUCGGAAAAAGGACAAGGAAAAUGGCUCAGGCAGUGGUGAUACUGGAAACCAUAGUGACAUUGAUGCACCACAAGCUGUGGAUGAUAAAGAUGAUGAUGAUGAUUGGGCUGAAGAGACCACUGAAGAGGCCCAGCGUCGCCGAAUGGAGGAGAUCAGUGACCAUGCUAAAAACCUGACUCUCUCUGAUGAUCUGGAGAAAACCCUGGAGGACAGAGUGAAUAUAUUCUACAACUUUGUCAAACACAAGAAAGAAAAUGGCACUGUAGAUUCGGCAGACAAGGAGAUUCUGGCUGAAGCAGAGCGACUUGACGUGAGGGCCAUGGGACCGUUAAUCCUAAGUGAACUGCUAUUUAACGAGAAUAUUAGAGACCAGAUUAAGAAAUACAAACGCCACUUUCUGCGUUUCUGCCAUAAUGACAAAAAGGCUCAAAAGUAUCUGCUAGGAGGAUUUGAGUGUGUGGUGAAGCUGCACCAGACACAGUUGCUACCCAGAGUUGCCGUCAUACUUAAGGACUUGUAUGAUGCUGACUUGCUGGAGGAGGAUGUCAUCCUUACAUGGGCUGAGAAGGUGUCCAAGAAAUAUGUCUCUAAAGAGCUGGCCAAAGAGAUUCAUGCCAAGGCUGCUCCUUUUGUCAAAUGGCUAAAGGAGGCAGAAGAGGAGAGUGAGGGAAGUGAAGAAGAGGAGGAAGAAGAAGAUCACAAAAAUGUGGAGGUUGUGUACUCUUCUUCAGCUCGUGAGCUAAAAGUGGAGACGAUCCAGCCAGAAAAAACUGAAGAGGAGGAUGAUCUUGAUAUUGAUGCUAUUUAAAGAAAUUAUACAACUUUCACAGCCAAUUAAGAACUUCUACCAUUUCUUAUUUCCUAAUAAUUGUAAUCAUGUAUCCUAGCAGCCUCUUACAUCCCACCCUCUUUGCAUUUCUUUCUCAGAUACUAAGGCAUGGUUUAAUAUGGCUCUUUUUGUGUCUAGCUCUUUUAAAAUGUUGGGUUUAAAUUCUCUAUAUAUUGAGCAAAUUGAAUUAAUGUUAUUUUUUCUUUUUGAUUUAAUUGGUUGUAAUUAUUAUGAUUUCUGUCAUUUAAUAAAGUUUGUUUUUACUUCA
Trichomycterus rosablanca is the source of this 1977-nucleotide messenger RNA. RefSeq names its product eukaryotic translation initiation factor 5-like. Gene Ontology annotation, molecular function: eukaryotic initiation factor eIF2 binding; translation initiation factor activity; GDP-dissociation inhibitor activity. The coding region runs from base 399 to 1688 and encodes 429 amino acids. The record is from RefSeq and is a predicted model, not a curated record. Gene Ontology annotation, cellular component: cytosol. Lineage: Eukaryota; Metazoa; Chordata; Actinopteri; Siluriformes; Trichomycteridae. Gene Ontology annotation, biological process: formation of translation preinitiation complex; formation of cytoplasmic translation initiation complex; translational initiation. The transcript is spliced from 12 exons.